AUGCCUGUUAUACAAAGAGAUACAAUCUCACUACUUGAAAUCUUAGAGCUGAGAGGUAGUCCCUUACAAGAUGCUGAAAUUUGGCACCUUAUGGGGCAGGCUUGUGAGUGUCUGCAAGACUUAUUCGUGAGGGAAUCAACGGCCCUGUCUUCGAAGCCACUCUUUACUAUUAGCCCAGAUUCAAUAUUAUUGCUUCCUACCGGGAAAGUUCGUUUCGAUGCUCGUGAUAGAAGUCCCAUGACCUCGACAUCGUACAACCCUCCAGAAAUCUAUUCACCUUAUGCCGACAUGUCGGAACUGGCUGUUGAAAAGAUGUAUGUUUAUAGCUUAGGUAUGUCGUUAUUUUUUGCUAUGGAGUACCGAUUAGAGAUACAGAAUACUAGCCCAGAUAAACAAUUACAGAAUCUUUUACUAUCAAUGUGUGAAGAAAGUCCUGAAUAUCGAAUAAAUCUGUUGGAUGUCAUUGAGCUUCUAGUGGAAGACACUUUAUCUGCCACAGAAUCAUACUGUUCCUUUACCGGUUCACUUAGAAGUAACGUAAGUUUUAUACAAGAAGAAUCAACUCCUCAUGGUAAAAACUGGCAGCUGCAGUCUUCUAGAAUAGAUGACGACGAUAAGGCGUAUUUGCGAUCUGAUGAACGGAGUUCAGAAAUGCAUAGUCAACAGCUUUUACCUCAAAUGACUCAAAAAGAAUAUAAACCUACGCUCUCAUACACAAAAAAUGAAAAUAUUGAACUGCAAUUGGAAAACUUUUCGGAGAUUGGGACUAUUUGGAAUUUAUCACAAGAUGAUACUGUAACACAAAAUUGGUAUGAAGAGUUGCAUAAGAAAAGUAAUGAAGCAAUACGUGAAACCAGUAUAUUACCUGACUCCGAAAUGAACUUAUCAGAAGACGAAAGAUCUGAGUCUAGAAUGUCGAAAGGAAAAUUUAUUCCCGACAAGGAAGAAGAAGCAAUUAGGAGCUUGGCUAUUUAUAGAGAUAACACUUAUAGAAAGUUAAGCUUUCACGAAGGCUUGCAGCUGACAUCCAUAUCUGAUUAUUCACCGAAAGCAGAGAAAAAAAGUCCAGUAACAACUCGAAACGUGGGAGGGGCUAAUGUAAAGCCCUGUACAAGUGCAUCGAAAACACCUCAAAAAGGUGAUUUUCAAUCAGAUUUCGUGGACGCAUCAGUAAUCUAUAAUGAAGAGAAGAAGCAAGUAUCGUCAAAGAAUAAUAAUGAUUUCUCAAGUACUCACUCUAAUAAUCAAGAGAAGCAGAGGGUUAAUGCUACUGGAAGAGAUCUAUUUGAAAGAAUAAUCAGAUACUUGGAAUUAGAUGAAUUUUCAUAUUUUGGAUUAGGACAUAUUGCAUAUGGAGAAAUGCAAUUUCUGGACCUCGACAAAAAACUUAUUAAGUAUUCUCCUAAGGGUUGGCGAGAAGGACUAAAAUCUCCCGAUUCCAAUUUCACGUUUUUCUUCGCAGUUAAAUAUUACGUAGAAAAUAUUAGCACUCUUCGGAGUCGAUUAUCGCAGCACUUUUAUUAUCUUCAGCUGCGUAGAGAUAUCUUAGAGGGUAUUCUUCAUUGUUCCGAAGAACCAGCAUUACUCCUUGCAUCUUAUGCCUUACAAGCGGAAACUGGUGACUACGUUCCUAGUAACGCCAACAACUAUUAUAUUCUGGAACAGUACCUACCGGCGAAGGUACUUCAAAAAACUCCAGCUAUGGAAUUGAAGCGACAGCUAUCUAGUAUGCAUUCAGCGCAUGCUGGGUUAAGCGAAUCUCAAGCAGAAGUAGAAUUUCUGAAGGAAGCCCAAAAAUUACCGUAUUAUGGCAUUCAUUUCUAUCGCCUAUACAGGACUAAAAAAGAUUCCACCUCGUCAUUAUGGCUCGGUAUUUGCUUAAGAGGGUUAAUUUUAUUUGAGGAACGUGGUGAUGCAAAAGCUGCUAUAAGCAGACACCCUUGGCAUAUGAUUACUCAAGUUUCAUUUAACAAAAAGCAGUUCACCAUCGAGCCACAAGGAACUGGGGUCACAAAUAGACUUACUUUCAAUACUAAACAUCCUAAAAGGUCAAGAUAUAUGUUGCAGCUCUGUACUAGUUUUCACGCAUUUCAAAUUCAGAUACGGUCAAAAAUGAAGGCGUUAGAACGGUAUGAAUCACAAAGAGACGCUUACAAUGACGGAGUAAUGGAUAGUAAUGAUAGGGUUGGCUCACUACAGAGCUCGUCGUCGACGUCGAAAACAUUCAUUAAAAAUCGCCAACAUCAUUUAUCAGAAUCAAAAAUUGAUGUUCAAGAUCAAAGAUCCACGUCAAGCAGCAUAACUGAUCUAAAUUUAGCGGUUUCAAAGCAAAAGAAGCGUGUAUCAGAACGAACAAGAACGAUUUCAUCUUCUAUUAGUAGUGAAAACGAAGUAUCUCAAGAUAACUCCUAUCAUGAUACUGCAACCAUAUUUACGGUAAACAAGCAAAAUUUUGCAACGUCUUCGGAAGGAAGUUUAAGCGGAAAUUAUGGUACUACACUGGCUACGAUUGUCUUAGAUAAGCGAAGAAAUCAAGAAAUUGGUCUAACUUUGGUCGAUGCUGAUUUAAGUUUCGGUCGUGGAGUGUACGUAGACUCUUUAGCAUCUAAUGGGAUUGCUAAAGUUAAUAGUAAAAUAAAGCCUGGAGACAAAAUUGUAAGUGUUAAUGGAAUUGCCGUAGAGAGAAGUUCAGCAGAUUUUGUAGCUCAGUUGCUAAACAACGCAGAAUAUCAUGUUGAAAUUCAAUGCUGCACAGAAGAUGUUAAAAAUCAUAUACCCAGUGAAAACGGUAAUUCAACCAUGGUAGUAACACCCGCAGACAGGCCAAGGAAAAUGCAGCUAAUGCGAGAGCCUGUCUCCGGAUCAGUUGCAACAAAUGCAGAAGCAGAAGAAACGACUGUAACGAAAUCUUACGCCUCUGAUGAACCGGAUACGAAUCAAAGCUCGGAUUUCCAGUAUCAGCUUGGAAAAAAACAGAAAAAUGAUGGUUUCAGUGAAAUUGAAGAACAUCAAGAUGAUAGCAUUGAUGAAAUUUUUGUGCCAGAGCCUAACAUGAAAACGCGAUCUUUUUCAAACUUCACUUAUUCUGGAGGUGUUAAUACUAGUGUAAGGGAUGGAGGCAUUUACGUUAAAGCCUUAGAUCCUUCAAGUGCUGCAGCCGAAGAAGGAACGAUAAAAUUGGGAGACAGAAUUUUAGCUGUAAAUGGAAUAAGUUUGAUAGGCGUUACUCAUAAAGUGGUAAAUUCCUUGAUCGGAUCUGAUACACUACAGAAUCUUAAGUUUUUCAUGUUUACCAAUGCUAUGUUCUUUCGUCAGGCUCGUGAAACCAUCAUUAAAUGUCCGGAAAAUGUGACACUGAUAAUUGACCGAUCUGAAACAGAGUAUUUAUCAUCUAAGAGCGAUGAAACAACCAGCAAAGAAAUUCCCUACCAAAGAGACAUGUCUGCUAACGUUGAAAUGCCAACGAAGAAUCCUAGCCUUUCCUCUAGUGCUGAUCAAAAUUCUGAUUCACUCGAUUCUUAUAAGCAUCCUCGAGCUCAAGCUUAUUACGUUAGUUCCCAAGAAGAGAAAAAUAGCGCUAAAUUUUCAGAAAAUGUGGAACAACCACAAAAUAAAAGAAAGAACUUAAUUUCAGCCGAGAAACCUAAAACUGGUUCUGUGGUACAAGAAUGCACGAGUAAUAAUACAUCGAUAAGAGUUUCCGAACAUGAUGAGUCUGGAGCGUGUGAAGACGAGCAAUUACAUCCGGAUUUGUAUAUAAAAGAAUCUGAAGAAAUCAGUCAUCGUGGAGGUGAAUCGGCCCCAAAAAUACCUACUGAAACCCAUAAUAAAGCGGAUAUUCAUAGUGUAGCUGAACCUUAUCAUGAAGGGUUAUCAGAAAGCAAAGAAACUGUAAAUAACGCCAAGGAUGAUGUAGAACUGAGUGUCCGGACUGAAACUCCAACGGAGAAGGCAAAGUUUGGGCAAGCGAAUUCCGAUGUGCUUGACAAUGAUUAUAAAGGUUCCACAGCCACAGUCAACAACGGUAACUCUGAAAACGUUAGCAAGAAGCAGUUUCGGAAAAUACCGUCACUAAAUGACGCCGGAUCAAAGCCAAAAUCCGAAACGGAUGCAAAAUCAAUAGUACCUACUGAUCCUUUGGUUAGUUCGAAAGAUGAACUUCCUGGAAAAAAUGAUAAAACUGUCGAAGCUUUGGCAGCUGAAGGCAAUGUGUCAGCGUUAAAGAAGCAACAAGGCAGUAAUGAGGAUAUCAAAGCGGAGCCACAGAAAAUCUUAGCGCAAGAGCCUAUAAAUACAAACGAACGCCCACAGUUAGCCACUACUAGUGCAGAACCUUUAAGUAAUAUCCGAAAUCACGUAACUACUACUGGAGUAACCAGUGAAAACAGACAGGACGAAGAUUUUGAAGAAAAAAGUACAUUCCGUGUCUUACUAAAAAAGGGCCGUCAAGGUUUAGGAUUUAGCAUAGCUGAUGGAAAAGAUUUUGGAAUGGAAGAUUAUAUUAUGAUCAACAAAAUAUUUCCACAGCAGCCAGCUGCACUCUCUAAUAAAUUAAGAGAGAGAGAUAUCAUUUUAGCGGAUGCUGUAGCACUACUUAGAAACCAACCACAAACGGUCGAACUGCUUGUUAAACGUUCAGAUGGUAUCGAUCGGGUAGAUUCACCUUUAGAUGAAACCGUUUCCUUAACUGAAAAUCACCCAUCAACUGCUGACAAAACAGAAGAACACGACAGUGACGGGCCUCAAGUGAAAGAGAUUGUUGGAGAUCCAGCCAGGGCUGAUGGCCGAUUGCAGAAGGGAGAUCUACUUACUACAGUUAACGGAAGAGAUGUAUCAUCGAUGACUCAAAGAGAAAUUGUUCAAUUUCUGCGCUCUGCAGAUAAAACCGUAACGAUACGAGCUAAGCGCCUAAAUUGUAUGGUAGACGUUCCGGUUGUUUCUGUCUCAGAUUAUACCACUAUUGAAGCUUUAAUCUCAAAAAAUAAUUAUGGAACUACCGGAUUUACUUUAUCACCAAUUAAUGUAGAUGAUCCUGAAAUUCCUGGUGCUAUUAUUAAUCAGAUCAUUCACGGAGAACCCGCAGAAAUCUAUUUUACUGAAUUUAUGAUCACAUUCUUAUUGGUAUUCUUUCUGCACCGAAGUGAAGGAACAUUACGAUCUGGCGACAGAAUUAUACAGCUUAAUAAUACUGACGUAUCAAAAAUGCCCGUCAAUUCGAUACGUAAUUACAUCGACUCCACAGACCCAGAAUUGAAAAUCGUUGUAGAAAGGCGUGUACAGAGCUCGAAUAGCAUGAAAGAAGAAAAUUCGCCAGUUCUUUCAAAGGAAAGCAGCAAACGCGAAAUCCCAAGUGAAGAAAGCAAAAUAAUAGAAAAUAUAUCAGAUAUAGAUGAACAAAGCCUUUCGUCGCCUGUCAAUAUAAUUGAAGUUGAAUUAGAAAAGGGAGCAACAGGUUUAGGUUUUAAUUUAAUGAGCGGCGAUGGGAAGACCAAAUUCACCAGUGGGAUCUUUAUAAAGACAAUUGCACCUUUUAGUGUUGCAGCGAAGGACGGUAGGUUGAAGGCAGGUGAUAAGUUGUUGAAAGUAAAUAAUGAAAGCUUAAUGGACGUUACUCAUAGUCAAGCUGUUAACAUCGUUAGAAAGGCUCCCAAGGGCAGGGUUAAGCUUACUUUAGCGAAGGUAGAGAACGAGUCGGAACUUGAAUUACCUGAAGGCUUGAAGGUUACAUCCCAGUCUACUUUCAUUAAUACUAAUAAAGUUCAAGACGAAAGUGAUAGGAUAUGUGAACAACGACCUUCAAUGGCUCCAUCUUCUCCUCUGCCUGAUAAAUUAAAGAAAAUGCUCGCUGAUUGGUCUAAUAAGGCUUCGAAUUCACGUAAAAAUAGUGCGAGCGCAAAAAAGCCGAAUGACGACGGAAUAACUAAGGAACCGAUCACGGACAAUGUGAAAAAACCUACAGUGAACUUUACGAAAAAGGUAGAGUAUUCAGGAGAAGCUUUAACCGAACUUACAAGCUCUAUUUCUAAAAAAUUGAACUCAGGAGCAAUUUCUGAGGAAUUUAAGGAUUUAAAAGGUGUUAAACCAUUUGAUACUUCGGAAGUUGGGAAGCAUCCAGAUAAUCGGGAUAAAAAUAGGUUUAGAAAUAUUCUACCCUGUGAUUCAAACAGAAUUAAAAUAAGCGAAAGUGAAGGCACAUCUGACUAUAUCAACGCAUCACUAGUUGAAGCGGAAGUUGAUUCCAACAUAUUCAGGAAAUAUAUUGCAUCUCAAGGCCCUCUAAGCGAUACGGUAGAAGAUUUUUGGCAAAUGAUCUGGGAACAAGCCGUGGUUGCUAUUGGCAUGACGACAAAAACCGCAGAGAACGGUCGCCAAAAAUGCUAUCGCUAUUGGCCAGAAUCAGCAUCAAAUCCUAUAAAUGUUAAAAAUAAAUUUGAAGUUCAUUUAGUAAAGCAAGAAGAAAGGGGAUGCUACAUUAUUAGAGAGUUUAAAAUGAAUCAAUUACCGUCAAAAUCUGAUGGACGACAAAUAUAUCAGCUACAGUAUAUCAUGUGGCCUGACCAUGGCGUUCCAGUUUCGCCAAGUGAAAUUAUGAGCUAUCUUCAUGAACUACAACGAUAUGCAAAUGAUGGAAUGAUCCUUGCCCAUUGCAGUGCUGGAGUUGGAAGAACUGGGGUUCUAAUUGCUAUCGAUGUAAUGGAAUCAUUAGUAAAAUAUAAUAAUGAGAUUGAUAUAUUUAGCAUAAUUUACAACUUACGAGAACAGAGGCAAGGAAUGGUUCAGACUAAGGUAUUUGGAUACUUUCUAACCUAA
This is a messenger RNA of Trichoplax adhaerens, 6810 nucleotides long. RefSeq lists its product as uncharacterized. The transcript has 55 exons. Gene Ontology annotation, cellular component: cytoskeleton. The coding region runs from base 1 to 6810 and encodes 2269 amino acids. The record is from RefSeq and is a predicted model, not a curated record. Gene Ontology annotation, biological process: protein dephosphorylation. Lineage: Eukaryota; Metazoa; Placozoa; Uniplacotomia; Trichoplacea; Trichoplacidae. Gene Ontology annotation, molecular function: protein tyrosine phosphatase activity; protein binding.